This is a messenger RNA of Labeo rohita (rohu), 2383 nucleotides long. It is a transcript of the gene ca6, whose product is annotated as carbonic anhydrase VI. The coding region runs from base 132 to 1712 and encodes 526 amino acids. Gene Ontology annotation, molecular function: carbonate dehydratase activity; zinc ion binding. The record is from RefSeq and is a predicted model, not a curated record. The transcript is spliced from 10 exons. NCBI's taxonomy places the organism in Eukaryota, Metazoa, Chordata, Actinopteri, Cypriniformes, Cyprinidae.
CUACACGCCUUUGGCAUUCUGGGUGUAAACCGUUGCAAUCAAUGUCACUCUCAGCACCUCUUUACAAUCCUGUGAACGAGACUGUGAGAGCAUAGCCUACAUCACACUCAGAGAGUCUGUGCACUUGAAGCAUGGAGCUGUUUGUAGUCCUGUUAUGCACCGGAUUGGUGAAUUUUGCAUCAGCUGGAAUAGAUGGAGAGAAAUGGACAUAUUCAGAAGGAGAACUGGAUCAGAAGCAUUGGGCAGAAAAGUUUCACGAAUGCGGCGGCGACCAACAGUCUCCCAUUGACAUACAGCGCCGCAAAGUUCGUUACAAUCCACGACUGCUACAACUCGAGCUGACAGGCUAUGAGGACAUGCACGGCAGCUUUCCCAUGAAGAACAAUGGACAUUCUGUGGAAAUUAAGCUGCCACACACUAUGAUGAUUACCAAGGGGUUUCCAGACCGCUACACAGCUGUUCAAAUGCAUCUGCACUGGGGAGGCUGGGACUUGGAGGCCAGUGGAUCAGAGCACACAGUGGACGGCAUCCGCUACAUGGCAGAACUGCAUGUGGUUCACUACAACUCUGAUAAGUACAGCAGCUUCCACGAGGCCAAAGAUAAACCAGACGGUCUUGCAGUUUUAGCCUUUUUUUAUGAGGAUGGGCAUUUUGAGAACACGUACUAUAGUGAUUUCAUUGCAAACCUGGCAAACAUCAAGUACGCAGGUCAGGCCAUGAACAUCACCAACUUGAACGUACGCUCCAUGUUUCCAGACAACCUUAGUCACUUUUUCAGAUAUCAGGGCUCUCUCACCACACCGCCGUGCCAUGAGAGCAUUCUGUGGACUGUAUUUGAUACGCCCAUCACCCUCUCUCACACUCAGAUCAGGAAAUUGGAGAGCACAUUAAUGGACCAUGAAAAUAAGACCCUGUGGAACGACUACCGCAUGGCCCAGCCUCUGAAUGACAGAGUGGUGGAGUCCUCUUUCCUCCCACGCCUGAGCAAAGGAGGAAUUUGCCGUCAGGAGGAGAUUGAAGCUAAGCUUAAAAGGAUUGAGAGCCUUAUUGUGUCACUGGACAAAAAAACGGUUCCAGGACCAUGGUCUACAAGUACUGGAGCGCAACUUCUGUCGCCACUAGUCCUGUACUUCCCAGAAAAGAAUUUGGAGAGUUACGCCUUGGUGGUCUUAUCCCACCCCAUGAACCUCCAGUCCUUCACAGCCUGCAUGAACAUCCGUGUACCACAAUUACAAGACCUCACCGUGUUUUCUUACUCAACAUCACACGACAAUGAGCUCACGAUCAUUUUGGGCUCUGAAGUGGGUCUUUGGAUUGGAGAUGAGUUCGUGAAUUUGCCAUUUCAGCUUCAGUCCCACGACUGGACAAACUACUGCUUUACCUGGGCAUCCCACAAUGGAGGGGUUGAACUGUGGGUGAACGGAUUGGUCGGGGAAGAGCGGUACAUUAAAGCAGGAUACACCAUUCCAGCUGGAGGAAAAAUCAUUUUGGGGAAGGACCAGGAUGGCUUUUUAGGUAUCUCAGCCAGUGAUGCUUUUGUAGGGCACAUGACUGAUGUAAAUUUAUGGGAUUAUGUGCUGACUGCGGCAGAGAUUAAAGAGCAAAUGUUGUGUGAUAAUGGCAAGGUGAAAGGGAAUGUCUUGAGCUGGGGAAUCACUCAGCUCAGUCUGUAUGGAGGAGUUCAGCUGCAGGCUGAGCAGGUUUGUCACUGAGAAAGAAAGAAAUCACCACAGGCCCAAAACUUAUUUAAAAACGAAUGUCAAUAUCAGCAAUAUUAGCUCUGCUAACUUGAACUGUAUACUCUCCCAGGGGAAUAACUGCAGUUGACCCUUCGCAAACAGUUUCACUGACCAAUCGUAACAACAAAACCACUAUUUUGUCCGACAAACAAAUCAGACAGGAUAGUAGAUUAACUUCAGUGAACUUAAACUUGAAAAAUUAUGUGUAUUGACAUCUUUCCACAGUUGAAAUAAAAUACUUUCUGAUGUUCAUUCAUGUUUAUUUCAUGCUUUAAGUAAAUAAGAAAAGACAAUCGGUUCACGUGUCGAUUGAUCUAGUAAGGCAAUACACUGAUCUGUCAGGACACAUUAAAAAGAGCCACAAAAUGGUAUUUAUUGUUUUAAUUUCUUAAAAAAAUGACGAUAUUUUAAAGCCGAGACCUUGUUUCAUACCAGAAGUAACCUGCUCUGUCUUGUCUGUCGGCGUGUUGUCAGUUUCCUUCUUGUUCAGUGAUGAUUGGUCAGAUCGCCUGUCAAUCAAACUCUUACGAAGGGUCAAUUGAGAGAUGUAUUCUAUUCAAUAUGUAUUUCAAAUAAAAGCAUUUCAAUGUAUUUUUACCCAACUGAAUAAUGUGAAUCAUAUCUGAAGAAUUUAAAUAAACAAU